UUUUCUCAUUUGUAUAUCUUAUCUUAGAGACCCUCCUCAAUGUCCAUCAUAAGCCAAAACAAGCUCCCUCUGAGCUCCCAACACCAUUUUCAUCCAUGCUCUUCACCUGCCUUCCACUCUCGAAUACAUUGCUCAAUCACCACAACUACUAAACCAAACCGACUCGUGAUCGAAUCAUCAACUGUGCACCCUACACCAUUUCAAGCUACGAGGAGAGCUCCACCUCAACUCAAUGAUCCAAGUCUAAAGUCCACGUGGUUGCAUCGUGUAUGGUUGGUAUCCGGGUGCACAACAGUGCUCAUUUCUCUAGCUAAGUCCUUAGUGCGUGUGGCUAGUUUGCAUAUUUGGGCGGAGCCCACUUUGGCUGGCUUGGUUGGGUAUGUACUGGCUGAUCUUGGGUCAGGAGUGUACCAUUGGGGCAUUGACAAUUAUGGAAGUGCCUCAACUCCAAUCUUUGGUACCCAAAUUGAGGCAUUCCAAGGUCACCACAAGUUGCCUUGGACUAUCACUAAGCGUCAAUUUGCUAACAAUUUACAUGCACUUGCUCGUACAGUGACUUUUGUGGUGCUCCCCAUAGACCUUCUAUGUGAUGACCCAACUUUUCUUUGUUUUGUUGGUAUGUGCUCUGGUUGCAUUAUGUUCAGCCAACAAUUUCAUGCUUGGGCACACGGCACCAAAAGUAGACUACCACCACUUGUGGUGAUGCUACAAGAUCUUGGCAUCCUCGUGUCACGGUCGCAACAUGGAGCGCACCACCGUGCACCAUAUAACAAUAAUUACUGCAUAGUAAGUGGUGUUUGGAAUGAGGUUUUGGACAACCAAAAAGUUUUUGAGGCAUUGGAAAUGCUCUUGUUUUUCAAGCUAGGGGUUCGGCCUAGGUCUUGGAUUGAGCCUAAUUCUGAUUGGAGUGAAGAAAUUGGGGACCCUUCUCAACUUACAACAAAUUGAUUUUUCUCCAACUCAUUUAUUUACUAUAGAUAAAAUUAGAGUUGAGUACAAUUGUUUACAAAUAAUAACUACAUGUAUAUUAUGAAAAUUUAUUUGAAGAGAUAUUACCAUGUAAUAUAGGUUGUGCAUGACCUUUUUAGAAUCAGGGCUUGAAGAAGGAGUCUCCAUUAUUUUCAAUAGAUAACUGGGUAUUUGUUACAA
This is a messenger RNA of Humulus lupulus (European hop), 1149 nucleotides long. Its product is annotated as fatty acid desaturase 4, chloroplastic-like. Bases 40 to 948 code for a protein of 302 amino acids. NCBI's taxonomy places the organism in Eukaryota, Viridiplantae, Streptophyta, Magnoliopsida, Rosales, Cannabaceae. The record is from RefSeq and is a predicted model, not a curated record. The transcript has a single exon.